Messenger RNA from Benincasa hispida (wax gourd), 1406 nucleotides. Its product is annotated as WAT1-related protein At2g39510-like. Gene Ontology annotation, molecular function: transmembrane transporter activity. The record is from RefSeq and is a predicted model, not a curated record. NCBI's taxonomy places the organism in Eukaryota, Viridiplantae, Streptophyta, Magnoliopsida, Cucurbitales, Cucurbitaceae. Gene Ontology annotation, cellular component: membrane.
CAUUACUUCAUACAUUAUUACACAGAACUGUCUCCGGCACCGGCGGCAUGGAGCACCCCGCCGGAAUGUUGAGUCAGGCAAAGCCAUAUAUUGCAGUGAUUCUUCAGCAGUUCAUCACUGCCGGAAUGGUGGUCAUUUCCAAGUUUGCUCUCAACCAAGGACUCAACCAGCAUGUGUUAGUUGUCUACCGAUACACCAUUGCUACGGUUGUCGUCGCUCCGUUCGCUUUUGUCUUUGAGAGAAAAGUGAGACCGAAGAUGACUUGGUCCAUUUUUGGGAAGGUUGUGUUGCUGGGACUUUUGGAGCCUGCACUAGACCAAAACUUGUAUUAUACGGGCAUGAAAUACACUACAGCAACCUUUGCAUCUGCUAUGACUAAUAUGGUCCCCGGUCUUGUGUUUCUCAUGGCUUGGAUUGUUCGGCUCGAGAAGGUCGACGUAAGACAGUUGUCAAGCCAGGCAAAGAUAUUAGGGACAGUGGUGGCAGUGGGAGGGGCAAUGAUAAUGACUCUAGUAAGAGGACCAAUCCUGAAUCUGCCAUGGACAAAUCACAACCUCCAUGACCAUUCUUCAACUACAGCUAACCAGCAAGAUCUUCUCAAGGGUUCUCUCAUGAUCACUAUUGGCUGUAUUCUUUGGUCUGUUUUCAAUGUUCUUCAGGCAAUUACAGUAAAAGUAUACCCAGCACAACUCUCCUUAACAGCUUUGAUAUGCUUCACCGGCGCCAUACAAGCCUCAGUGAUAGCUUUCUCAAUGGAAGGGCACAAACCUGCUGCCUGGUCAUUACAUUUAGAUUCAACCCUCUUAGCUCCUCUGUACAGUGGAAUCAUGUCUUCUGGGGUUUCAUAUACUAUCCAAGCAACGGUAAUGAAAACGAAAGGGCCAGUUUUCGCAAGUACAUUUAGUCCCCUGAGCAUGAUUAUUGUUGCAAUCAUUAGUUCAUUUGCAUUAUCCGAGAUAUUAUACUUCGGAAGGGUCAUUGGAGCAGCAGUAAUUAUUACAGGUCUUUAUUUGGUUCUGUGGGGUAAAAUCAAGGAUCAGGCUCUAUACAAGUUAGAUAGUGAGAAGAUGGCCCCAUCAGAUCAGAAACUGACUGCCAUAACUGACAAACCUAAGACUUCAGAUAAAGAACUAGAAGUUGAUCUUGCUAGGAUAAAAACCGUGGAUGAUUCUGUUUGAUGUGAGCAUCAAGGACCAAUCAUCAAAACUUUUAUACAGCCAUAUGAUGGGGUUAGGAAAUGGUCCAUGCAGCCAAUUCUAUCUGCUUAUGUUUUAUUUGGGUGAAAGGAUAUCUAUUAUGCUAGUGUAUAAAUUAGUCAAAUUGUAAGGUAGACCCAGGGUCCAACUAUUCUGAAAUGGACAACUCCUGAUUCUUCAUUGAUAAUAUAUUUGAGCUAAACCCCAAAA